AUGUCUCUUAAUCCUGGCAAGACAAAAAUAAUGAAAAUAUAUUCCCAAUCCAAAUUCCCUGAUCUUAGUCCAAUAACCAUUGAAGUCAAUAACAAUAAUGUUAAGGAGAUUACAUCCGCCAUUUUACUUGGAGUUACAUUAGACCAACAUCUGAAAUGGGAUAGGCAAAUUAAUACCAUCUACAAAAUAAUCAAUUCUAGACUUUACCUGCUCAAACGUAUACGUAGCUAUCUCACUUUUCAAUCCCGUGUUCAAUUAUAUUACGCACUAAUCUACCCACACUUGCUAUAUUGUAGCACAGUCUGGGGCAAUGCUAAUAACGAUCGAAUUACUUGCCUACUAAAACUACAGAAACGUGCAGCGAGACUAAUUCUUGAGCAGUCUACUGAAGUGCCUUCAAUUGUGCUUUUCCGUAAACUCAACUGGAUACCUAUUUUUAAUUUGAUCAAAAUGAGAAAAAUAUUAUUGGUAUUCAAUACUUUAAAAACAUCUUGGCCGCCGGAUCUUCGUAAAUUGUUUGUCUUUGUUCGCGACUCUCAUCCAAUUCCAGCUAGAUCGUCUAUUACAGACUUAAAAGUUCCAUCAGUCAAGACUACGCAAGCAAAAUCCAAAAUUUCCAUCAGUGGUGCAAGUUUAUUUAAUUCUUUACCUUCCGAAUUAAAAGAUAUUGAAAAUCACUCAAUUUAUUCCUAUAAAAAGAAGCUCAAAACCUACUUUUUUCAAUUGAAUUAUGAAGUAGAUCACGUUAAUAAAUUCCGCUGCAUCGAUUGUAAGCAUAUUACUCGUUGUCAAUGUUACUCUCAAUAG
Paramuricea clavata is the source of this 807-nucleotide messenger RNA. NCBI's taxonomy places the organism in Eukaryota, Metazoa, Cnidaria, Anthozoa, Malacalcyonacea, Plexauridae. The record is from the annotation of a GenBank genome assembly.